Daktulosphaira vitifoliae (grape phylloxera) is the source of this 4479-nucleotide messenger RNA. RefSeq names its product protein asteroid homolog 1 (gene ast). Gene Ontology annotation, molecular function: nuclease activity. The record is from RefSeq and is a predicted model, not a curated record. Bases 292 to 2211 code for a protein of 639 amino acids. Lineage: Eukaryota; Metazoa; Arthropoda; Insecta; Hemiptera; Phylloxeridae. The transcript is spliced from 2 exons.
GAAAAGAACACUAUCUGAUUUUAUCUUAUCUAUGAUAACACUAACUUAAUAUUUAUUUAAUAUAAAACUGCGCUUUAAACUAAAGUUCUAAUAAAAAUUUAAAAUGUUUAGUACUUGAUUGAAUAAUUUGAUUAAAAUAGUAAAGUUUGGUUACUAUAAAAAAAUGUAAUUAUUUAAAAUAAAUAAGUAUUUGACUUAUUUUAAUUGUUAACCAUAGUUUUGAUAUUAAGUUUAUUUUAAAGUUAUUUUAUAAUAAGAACCAUCACUCACUUAUGUCAUAAGAUUGCCACUAUGGGUAUUCCUGGCCUGACUACAUUUAUCAAUCGCAAAUCAACACAAUAUUUUGAUAACUAUAAACUAGAAAACACUUCAGUUAUAAUUGAUGGCUAUGCUCUGACAAACUACAUAUAUAAACUUCAAGAAAAUCAAACCAGUGCGUUUGGAGGAGAUUAUGAUUUAAUUGUUCAAGCUUAUAAAGAUUUUAUACAUUUAUUAUUCAAAUGUAAUGUAACUCCAAUAUUCAUAUUUGAUGGUGCUUAUGAACAGCGUAAAAUUGAAACUAUAAUGAAACGAAUGAGUUCACGAAUUCAAACUUAUGGCCAGGCUAUAAAAACGAGUGAUUGUAUACCAUAUUUUGCUAGUGAUAUCAUAUUUGAUAUUUUAAAUGAUAUGAAUGUGCCACAUGUAAAUUGUGACUUUGAAGCAGAUGCCGAGAUAGUUGCAUUAGCUAAAUUAUUAAAAUGUCCUGUAAUUAGUAGAGAUUCAGAUUUCUAUCUUAAUACAGUACAAUAUAUACCUUUGGAUAUGAUUAUUUUUGAAUUUCAAUCUCAAAAUUCAUUUAUUAAUUGUCGGUUAUAUACUGUUGAAAAAUUAUUGCAAGAAUUCGGUGGAUUAAGUUUAGAUUAUUUACCUUUAGUCACUGCAUUAAUGGGUAAUGAUUAUAUUAGGCCUGACACAUUUGCUUUGCCUUUAAGACUAAGACCAAGAACUUUUAAUUGUGGUUUAAAACUUAGUAGAAUUUCUGAUUGGCUAAAAAAACAAAAAAGUAUGAACAGUGCAAUAUACAAUAUGACCCAUCAUUUGACUCAUAAUAAGGAUUACAUUAUAAAACAAAUAGAAAAUAUUAUACAAGAGUACAAAAACACAAAAAGUAAAUAUCUACAGUUUCUUUUAGAAUAUAAUUGUUUAAGUAAAUAUAAAAAAUUAUUAGAAAAUGUUGUGAAAACGGAAGAAAAAUGUGUACUUCCUCAAUGGCUUGAAAAAAACUACCGUAACGGUAUAAUCAAUGCAAAUGUAAUGACAUUAUUAACAAUGAGAAAAAUGUUUUUUAAAAUACAAAUUGAUGAUUAUGAAAAAUCACCAUACUAUUUUGUUAGUUUGAAAAUUGUAGAAAAUAUACUAGGAUUGUUAUUUGGUAAAAGUGAUUCUAUUAUUGGUAUAGGAAGAAAAAAUGGAUUUAAUCAAGGUACUUAUAAACUAAAUCCUAUUGUACCAAUUCCUUAUGUACCAUUAAAAGAUUUAAAUAACACUGACACAGCAUAUCGUAAAAAUAUUGUGUUUAAUCUUAUUGGAAUACCUAAAUUAUUAGGAAUUCCAAAAGAUUGGGAAGUUUUUAUCUUAGCAAUAACAUAUUGGGCAGUACAUACAGAUAAUAAGAAGUCACCUUACUUACAUAUAAUAAUUGUUUGUGCAAUUAUUUUGCAUUUUAAUGAUACAACUAAAAAUUAUUCAAAUUAUCAACCAUUUACAGUUACAAAACCAACAAAUAAAAUAGAAGAAUGUAUUUCAAAUUUGAAAAAAGAUGACCUGACACAAGCAAGUAUUAUAUUAUCUAAGAACAAAAUUGUCAAUGAUUAUAAUGAUAAGAAGUUUUAUUAUAAAACAAUAUAUCCCUUUUCUCAGAUCCAAAGUUGUGUAUAUUUUAUGAUGAUUCUUAAUUCAAUAUUAGAUUUUCCCUUUGGAAAAUGUAGAGUAGAAAAAUAUUUCAAAGGAACCGUUUUUUAUAAUUUAUGUACCAAAAUUGACAAUUGUGAUCCUAGAAUGUUUGUACUUGAGAAUAUAUUUAACAAUUCAAAAUCAUUAGCAUCAUUAUACAUGUCUUUAAUAGAAAAUUUAGAAAUGUUGUUUUCUACUUUGUUAGCAAAACAGAAGAUAAUUUCUAACAAUGAUACCCAGCAUAAAAAAACUAACAAAAAAAGAAAAGCCUACUAAUAAUAGAAAAAAAAUUAAUAUUAAUUUAAAUUGUAAAUAUUUCUAUUUUCAUAUUUGUAUAUUUAUAUUAAUAAACAAAAUAAUUCUUAACCUCAGAAAAUUAUAAAAAAAUAUUCUUGAUCAUACUUUAAAAUAUACCUAGAUUUAAAUUAGUUUCAUUUAUUUUUAGUAAAUUUGUAUAAAAACUAUUUGAAAUUAUUUAUACAAAUUUAGUUUGUAUAUGUCUUAAUAAAUUUUUCAAUAUACUGUAUAAUAUAAAAUAAUAUAUAAAAUUACUUUUUAUCACUUUAUUAUACCAGUAAAAUUAUAAAAGGAACAUUAACAUUUUAUUUGAGAAUUAAGAUAUUCACUAAUUUAUUUAAUCUUUUAUAUAUUAUUUUAAUAACAACUUUAAAUUAGCAUAAUUAAUAUAAUUACCUCUAGAUUGAUAAGAUCUUAGUAAAUCUUGUAAUUUAGCUUGAUGUAAUUUUGCUUGUCUAAUUAAAAGUUCAUUAUGUUCUUUUAGACUAGCCACUUCUAAUUCUAAUGAUUUCCACUCAACAUAAGUAACUUCAAUCUAUAAUAUUCAUAACUAUAAUUAAUUUUUUAAAACGUAUGAAAUUUCAAAUGAAUUUUAAAAACUAUCUCAAAAAUCUCUAUUAAAUUUAAUUUCCAUUAAAAUACAUAAAUAGGUACCUCACUAAUUUUUGAUAUAUUUAAUAAUUUGUUAAAAGGUUUGAUACAUUUUAAACAUGCAGUGCUUAAAAACCUUUUUUUUUAACAUUAAAAAUUUCAAAACUUAUAUUAAUUUAAUGAGAUAUUUUAAAUAUGUUUAAAUUAUUUACUAUGUUUUAAAUAGAUUUUUUUUUUAACAACCCUACUAUUGGUUCAGCAAAUAUCUCAUGUACUUUUUUUUUUAAAUAAUUUUUACAAUUCUAGAUUACAUUAAAAGCAUAUUUUUAUUAUUUGUCUAUAAUAAUAAAAUAAUAAAAAAAUUGUAUUUUUUAAUUUUUUCAAAAUUUUAAAACAGUCAUUUUCUUACAAAAAGUGUUGAUGAGUGAAUAACAACUUUAGGAUAAGUACUUAUUAAGUUAUGACCAUUACAAUACGAAAGUUAAGUUUCAAUGCUUAUGAAAGCAAUAAUAUAUUUUCCAUGAAAUAUUUGCUAUCUGAAAUGUAUAGCAAAUUUUAAUGAAUACUAUAAAUAAUUAAGAACAAAACAUUUAGGAAGAUAAGUUUGGAUUUUGGAAAGGGCGAGGUACAAGAUAAGUGACAAUAGAACUAAGACAAAUCUUUGAGAGAAUAAUUACAUUGAAUAGAAAUAUUAUAGCAACAUUCAUAGAUUUAGAGAAGGCUUUCAAUAAAGUCCAUUGGAGAAUUUUAUUCAAGAUAUUAAGAGAAAAAGUAAUUGAUUGGAAAGAUAUGUUCAACUUAUAGAAGGAUCAAACAACAGAAAUAAAUGUAAAUGGGUCAGUAAAAUAAGCAAUAAGGAGAGGAGUGAGACAAGGAUGCCUUUUGUCAAUAUAUAUACUGCACUUGCUUUGAGGAUGAUAUUGUUAUCUUAGUAGAGUCUGAACAUGACAUGAAUAAUAUGAUGAAAAUUCUAUCAAGUGCACUUGAUAAAUUUAAAAUGAAAAUAAAUUCCAUGAAAACCAAAACAAUACGCUCAGGUCUAAAUUUUAAUACACAAAUAAACAAUACACAAUUACAACAGGACCUUAGAAGUAUCAUAGCUCCUAAUAACAAAUCAACACCAGACAUUAGAAGAAUAAUAGCUUUGGCAAAGUAAACAUUCCAAAACAAAAAUCAGCUUCUCAUCAAUAAACAUCUGAGCAAUGGUAUACGUAAAAGAUCCGUUAAAACUUUGUCUGGAGUUUACUUUCAUAUAGCAGUGAAACAUGGACAAUUGACAAGAAAGACAAAAGCAAACUAGAGGCAUUACAAUAAUUGUAUGGAGAAAAAUUACAAAGACAAAAUGGAUAGACAAGACAAGAAAUGAGCAAGUACAAGAAGAAAGAUAGCUGAUGAAAGUCAUUGAAUCAAGAAAAAAUAAAGUUAAUCGGACACAUCAUCUAACACAUUGAUUAUAUAAUCAAUAUCUUUGAAGGCAAAAUAACUGGGAAGAAACCAAGAUGAUGCCCAAGGAACAAUAUUUUAAACAUAUCCUGGAACUCUUGAACUGAGGGUCUUUUGUUUCAUUAAAGAAUUUGGAGUCAAACAGAGAAAUGUGGCUUCAAAGAAAAGGCAUUGCCAUUAAUAGAUAAUGAAGUAAUAUAGUAGUUAAACUUU